Molecule: messenger RNA, 5306 nt
Organism: Lonchura striata (white-rumped munia)
Lineage: Eukaryota; Metazoa; Chordata; Aves; Passeriformes; Estrildidae
Source: RefSeq, a predicted model, not a curated record
ACGCAGUUUGAUGACCUGUAAUGAAGAGAAGCUGUUGGAAAAUGUUUUGUUUAGAUUUUAAUUUUGUUGCAUUUUCCUCUUGCGUUUCUGUUCUCGUUAAAAAUAAAUGCGAGGAAAGUGUCAAGUAGACUUUGCUCUGUUAAGAGCUGGAAUUGUUUCUGUGAAAGGAGGGGUGACGGUCAUGCUUCUGGAAGAGGUAUUGUCAAGCUUAUUUACUCAGUGGAGAGAGGAUAUGUUCUAGAUGUGUUCUGGCAAUAAUAGCAGUAAUCCAUCAGAAAAGAGCAGACUAUUGCAAACUAAACAACUAAACCAACAAGUGUGCUUGUUUACCUCAUCUGCUGAACAGUCAUUUCGUAGAAAGGCCCAGGAGUUUUAAUACCUGCCCUCCAUAGCUGAAAUAGGAUUUUUGUAAAACAAAUGGUAAUGAAAUGAAACUUGGGCUGGGUUUGAGACUGUAGCUCUUGAACUGUUAUUUUAUGGAAGGCAACACUUUAGGGUGUAGUCUGCGUGGUAGGAAUGAUGACCUGCUGGGCAAAGCUGGGGCUAGGAAUCAUCAGACUGAUGGUCUUGUCCCUGUCAUUUAUCUUCUGCGCGUCCUCAAGUAACUGAACUCAAACCUCAGUUUCCCCUCUGUAAGUGAGGUUUAUUAUAUUUCUCUGCUUUUCUCAGGGUGGUGAGGAUAAAGUGCAGCGAGAGAUUGCAAGAACCAACUGAAAAUGUCUCAGAAUCCUGACAAGCUAAAUGCAAGUGACGAAAAGUUGAGUGGUUUGGAAGAUGAUGAGGAGGAGAACUUGGAGAACUCGGAUCAGUCUGUUCGAAAAAGAAUACGACAGAGUGCUCCAGGGUCACACAGAGAUGAUACACCAAAGUCCAGUCCCUCUCGGCCUGUGUCCAUAGAAGAGCUCAUGGAGACAGCAAAGGGAGUCACCAACAUGGCACUGGCACAUGAAAUUGUGGUGAAUGGAGACUUCCAGAUAAAACCAGCUGAAUUGCCAGAACACAGCUUAGAGAAGAAAGUCAGAGAUAUUGUGCAUAAAGCUUUCUGGGAUUGUCUGGAAGCUCAGCUAAAGGAAGACCCCCCGACAUAUGAUCACGCAAUUAAGCUUUUGGGAGAAAUUAAAGAGAGUCUUCUGUCUUUCUUAUUGCCUGGUCAUACUAGACUGAGAAGCCAGAUUACAGAAGUUCUUGACCUGGAUUUGAUAAAACAGGAGGCAGAGAAUGGGGCCCUUGACAUUUCUAAGUUGGUCAAAUUUGUUAUUGGGAUGAUGGGGACUCUCUGUGCUCCAGCUCGAGAUGAAGACAUUAAGAAACUGAAAGAUAUUAAUGAAAUAGUUCCUCUUUUCAGAGCAAUUUUCUCUGUAUUAGACCUAAUGAAAAUGGAUAUGGCAAACUUCGCUGUCAGUAGUAUUAGGCCAAAAUUAAUGCAGCAGUCUGCUGAAUAUGAAAGAAAGAAGUUUCAGGAGUUUCUUGAGAAACAGCCAAAUUCUUUGGACUUUGUCACCAAGUGGUUGCAAGAAGCAGCAGAUGAUCUUGCAAAGCUGGGACAUGAAAUGUUGCCUCUCCACUGUAGUGAUGCCACUGGUGGAGCUUCUGCCUUGUGCUUCACUGCUGUACAAAACCAGGCCUAUCUGAAGCUUCUGAAGUGGGAUCACGUGAACAGGCCUUUUCCAGAAACGCUGCUCAUGGACCAGACACGCUUCCUGGAGAUGCAGCUGGAGCUGGAGCAGCUCGUGGUGGUGGGGACAGUGCUGCUGGUCACGUUCAGUGCAGCAGGCCCAGCUCUCAUCGAUGUGCCUGGAUUCACCGAGAGGAUCAAAACCAUCGUCAGGGUGCUGCUGACGGGAAUGCAUCUCCCCUCCUUUAACCUGAAGGAAUCCCUGGCCACUGUGGGCGAGAAGGUGUGUGCUGAAGUGAACAGCUGCCUUUCCCAGCAUGGCUUCACCCCGUUCUCAGCUGAGAGGGAGGCUGUGCUGAAGGGACAGAUCCAGGCAGUGGCCAGCCCGGAGAACUCCAUCUGCAAGCUCAUAGAUUCUCGAAUUCAAAAGUUUCUGGACAAUUAUCUUGCAUCCAGUCAUCAGAAAUCAUUGCCUGCCAUUCCUGGAGGAUUAGGCCCCAUUCAGAGGGAGCUGGAGGAGAUUGCUGCCAAGUACAUUCGUCUUGUCACCUACAACAGAAUGGUCUUCAGCCCUUACUAUGAUGCAGUCCUUGGCAAAAUACUGACUAAGGAAGAAUCCCAAAUUGUAGGGAAGUCAGAAGAAUCAUAAAAAAACCAGUCUGUGUGCUACCAAUACAGUAUUGUCAGCUAUUAAAUAAAACUUCUACCAAUAUUUGUCUAGGAAAACAGCUUUCCGUGUAAAUACUGGUUCCUUUUAACCCUUGAGUGCUGACUGGUGAGGGAAAUAGAGGAGAUGCAGAAAAGGUUCUGAGGUAAAAGAUGAGAGAUGCAUUUCUAAUAUAAUUAUGCAACCUGGGGAAGGGGAUAUCAUGGGAGUCUUCUGGUGGCAAUUUUUAGAUUUUUGAGCUGGUGAUAGGUAGGGCAAGUUUAAGAACCAAACUUUGUAUUUAAGUGGCUCAUUUCAGGGCAUUUAACUCUUAAUUUACAGUGAACUUAGUUUAAUUUAUCCAGAGCUGAUUAGCAAUGGUUCUUCCCAGAAGGGGUGAUUUGGUUUAAAAAAAAAAAAAAUAUAUCUUUCUUUAAAGAAUUAAUAAAGCUAAAAUUCUAAAGAAGAACUUUACCAGACAAAACACCAAGCCAAGCAGCACUUUUCUGUAACAUUAUGGUGAGUAUAGUAGGCUUACUAGUUUUUUCUGUAUUUUACUGCAUUUUUAAUAGCAUUUUUUUGAUGUUUACCUGCAGAUGUUGCAAUCUAUUUUUGUAGCAACUUUUCUGGUUAUUGGGUAACUGUCCUCUGCUAUGUACAGUACUCCCAGAAGUGGCAAUCUUAUAGAUUGCAGCUGUAUUUAUAUCUUGUAAAGAUUUCAGAAAGGGCAGAGCUAAAACGUUUUGAUAAAGUGCCAUUUCUUACCUUUUUUUUUUUUUUUGCUAGUAAUUUACUCCUUUUUAGGUGAAAUACUAAUUUUAAAGUAAAUUCUCAUUUGCAGAAGGUGGAUUUAAAGUGUGUGAAACUUUAGGUUGAAAAUUUUGGGCUUUUUAAAAACAACAACAGGGUUUGGUUGCAUAUUCAAUCAUGUAUUCAGAAAUAUGUGCAGAGAUGGUGGGCUGUAUAAGUAAUUUCAAUGUACUGUGAGAGGUGAAUGGUUUGAUGUUAGUUUGAAUGUACAGGGAAUAUUUUAGUAGAUUUUUUUUCACUUUCUAGAUGUGUUCUUGAAACUUAGAAUAUUUGUAGGUCUUGAAUUUCAUAAGCUACAUGUUGUAUAGAGAAGAGCCCAGUGAUCUUACAUUGCAAUCUCAGGCUCAGCUGGGAGGUAAGUGAAAUUUUCCUCUGGUUGAGCACAACUGUGUAUUACAGUAAUCAAUAUUUGAUGGUUUUAUGAAAGCAAAGUUUGUAGUUACUCACAGUAAGUGGCCCAAGUAUGAGGCUGUCCAAACCAGAACGUGCUUGUCUUUAAACAGAACUUGCAGAAACACUUGAUUAUGAUCCACUCUUGAUGCUUCCCUUUCCAGUUUCCUUUGAAUGUCAGUGUGGAUAAAACUGCACCAACUUCGGAGGGGGAUGGAAGAAAUAAGGCCUUUUUUUCUAUAUUAGCAACUUUAAACCAAAUCUUUUCUUGUUCAUGACAAAGCCCCUUCUCCAAGGGAAAAGCCCAGCAAAACCCUGUGAGAGUUCAUCAGCUCAGAUAAGUGAAAAUGUCUGUCUUUGAAUCCUUCUUUGAGAACUCAAUGAGGUUAGUUAGCCAGGAAAAAAGGGUUCUGAAUAGGGUCUAUUUCAUUGUUUGGAUCAGCAAAGGAUUCUACAGAGGUCCUCAAGGCUGCUGCCUGAGCUUGCUGGGCUGUGCUGUUAGAGCAGGCUCUGCCUCACAUCACAGCCUAAAGCUCUGCAGCUGCACCAGCUCCCUCAGCCUGUGCUGCAGGAGCCACCAGAGCCCAAACUGCUGGAAUUGGCACCAAGAGAGAUGGCCAAGGUACAGCUGUUUCCAGUUUUCUCAAAUGGGAGCUGCCUUUAGAGGCACAGAGUUAGAUGAGGUACAGGAUGAGCUCGAGGGUGUGGGGAGGAACAUCAUGGUGAGACAGAAAAGCCCUUGGAAGGUGUGUGACUGAUGGCAGAGUGCAGGGCACUGCUUUAGCAGCAGAUAAAAUCCUAACUGAGGAGAUAGACGGCUGCUUCCAGGGCUGGGAUUCAGGGCUCAGGGCCCAGGAGUGCCUGCUCCUGACACGGCAGCAGGGACUGUGCUGCCACCGUGAUGCUUUUGCUCACAGGGCCACACAGGGAUCCCAGCUCUCCGCACAAGAUUGAUUUGGUCCUAAGCAGAAAGAUCCUAGAAUGAGGGAACGGAGUGCAGUACUCACCUGUGGCUUCACUCUCACCUCCAGGGCCCUCACUGAAGGAACAAAUGCUCCUGGCACAGGUGCUGGGGGCCUUUCAACAGGAAAGAGCUAAAGGAAGUGCAAUAAAUUCCCACAAGUGCAAGGUAAUGACUCUCCCAGGUUAUGCAUUUUAACGAGAGUGUUUGACAAACAGUUUCUCUACAUCCUCUCUAAAAGAAACGGGGAGCUGCAAUUGAGUGGCAAAGCAAGGAAGAUGUUCCAGGAUGAGGCCAGCCCCAUCUCCAUGUGCAGGUGCUUCACCCUUGCCCUGGCAGAGAGGAGCCCUGGCUCAGGCAGCUGUGCUGGGGUGGGAAUGGCUUUCAUUUGCCCCAGGCUCUGACAGUCCUGUGGUCCAAGGGGUUCUUAGGAUCUUAGCAGAGUCAAUCUGAUCACAGCCAAUUCCAAGUUAAAAGCUGGAGUACGCAUAGAAACUGCUUGGAAAGCUCACAUAGUGUUUCUUUAGCUUGUUUGAAGAUAACACAAGUGCUGAUUACAAGCUGAUGUAGCUGAUUAUUAACAUUUAGCUUUGUACAUGUACGUGGAAGAGCAGUGCAGGUAUCCAGGACCAGGCUGUGAGCCAGUGCUCCUGGACCACCCACACUGAACUGAGUUAGUCUUACAAUGCUGUCUUCUUCAAACAGCCCUGGAAUUACAAGCCAAAGUGUGCUGUAUCCUCUAGAAAAUGGAAAGCAAGCUCUAUUCUAAUAUGUAUGCUCUGAUCAAUUUCCUGUGAUGGUAUAAUUAGCAUUGCUUUUGAAGUGGCUGAGUAAUAUAUAAGAAAUACCUUGUUGCGUUUGAAUAAAACCAGAAUGAGGCAUGA